Messenger RNA from Solanum lycopersicum (tomato), 1908 nucleotides. NCBI's taxonomy places the organism in Eukaryota, Viridiplantae, Streptophyta, Magnoliopsida, Solanales, Solanaceae. The record is from RefSeq and is a predicted model, not a curated record.
AAGUGGACUUGGGUCCCACGCGCACUCUUAUUCAUCAAACACAACCACAAAAUCACUCUCGUCUUGUACCCGAAAAAGCCUAAAUUUACUAUGUGAAUCUCCGGCGAAGCUUCUCUUUGAAUCUCCGGCGGAAGUUUCUCUGUGAAUCUCCGGCGAAGUUCUCCGUGAGUAUUGAUUUUCAGUGGCGAGUGUUUUUGUUUUUAGGUUGAAAUGUAUGACCUGAUCCAGUGAAGAAAAAAUCUGCCAUGUUUGGGCUAAAUUUGAAGUUAUUCGGAGUACUUAGACUUUGUCAGUUGUACAGAUAUGUUUAAUUGGAACGACGAAGAGCUCAGGAAACAUUGGUCCACUUCCCACAAAGUACUUGGACUUAUCACUGGAGGAGAAAUACAAAUCAUUAUCAAUCUGGAACGAGGUUCUUGAAAAGAUGGAGAAAAAGUUGACGAAUGGGAAGCUACAAUACCUCUCUCUUGGUGGUAGAAUCACUAUGAUCAAUGGUGUUCUUAGUGCAUUGCCUACCUUAGCCUGUCGCUUUUCCUGGCACCGUCCUCUAUCUUGAAGCGUAUGGACAAAUUAUGGAGACUUUCUCUGGAAUGGUGACAAACAAGGUCACUCCUCCGCACUUGUAAAAUGGAAUAUAGUUACUAAAUACAAAAGAAUAGGGGGUCUGGGAAUCAAGAACUUGAGCCGUCACUAUGAAAGUUUAUUAUUGAAAUGGCAUUGGAGAUUCAAUAAGGUAGGUAAAGCACUAUGGAGGAGAACCUUAGUUGAAAACUUCGCUGUGGAGAACCAAUGGUGCACUCCUGUGUUACAUAGCCACAACACCUCAUGACACGGGAGUCUGGAGGCAUAUUAGAGGUUGCUGGAAUAACUUUGAGGCACAUAUGGGCUGCAUUCUUGGUAAUGGAAGAAAAAUAUAGUUUUGGGAAGAUGCAUGGUUGGGCCACACUCCUGUUAAAGAACAAUUCUUGGAUAUUUUUAGAAUAUCAGCUCUGCACAAUGCAGUAAUUGCAGAAUUUUAUUCAACACAAUGGUGGAAUCACUUUUUUAGAAGGAAUGUAAAUGUUUGGGAUGUAGAAUGAGUAUAUCUUUUGCUUCAGAUGCUAGCAACAGAACUUUGCACUGUAACAAAGCUGAUUCUACUAGAUGGAAGGGGCAGCCCAAAGGUCUCUUACUGUCAAAAGCUGCAAAAGGAAGCUGGAAUCAAGUAACAACAAGGUUUCUUGGCCUUGGGAAAAAUUUGACUUAGCAAGACCACCCCUUGUAGAGACAGAGACGAAUCCAAUAGACCGCACUGUAGCUCAUCUGCUCUUCUACAAUCCAUCAGAGUUGCCGUCAAAACUUGCUGAAUUUCCCAAGUCAUCAAUGUUUUCAAUGCUCAAUUGUGAAAGAGAAGCAAUUGGUUCACCAAGCUUCCCAAGCAGAUUUUCACAACAGAAUUCUGAAACUAAUUCAACCACAGCUCUCCAGGGACCAAAAGCUUCUACCUCUCAUAAUGAAGUGGAUAUAAUGAGAAGUAGCCCCUGCACUGAGACUUCUGAGAAUGCAUCAAACAAUGAAGGAGCAGAUGGUAGUGUUAUUGGGGUUGAAGCCACAUCGUGAAACAAGAUAUAUGUAAGGUCAACUGGACACUGAGCAACAAUGAGCUACAAGAUUUGAAGUUUUAGGAGUCUCUGUUGUACCCUGGAAGAAGAAACCAAGAUCUUUUAUGCUGGUGUGGUAUGUUUUUCACUUACCUUCUGUAAGAAAAUUAACUACAACAAACUUCUGUAGGUAAAUGAUGUCAGCACAUGUAUGCUAUGCUAUUGUUUUUUGUUGUACUGAAGGUUCUAAGAUAAUGAACGUACAUACUUCAACAAUUCAACGAGAAGUUGCAAUAUUGUAAUUUGAUCAUGCUCCAUGUGUUCCCUA